AACACACUUCGCUACACACACGCUUGCGCGCGCUCUCAUAUACCACCAAAUCUCCUGCAAUACUCUCGCAAACCUUACACGACACUAAUCCCACCAUCAACAUGCUUCUCGACGAAGAUCCCGCAACCCUGAUCGCCCAAUGCACUUCGCACUUCAAACUCGACUCGGACCGCGCCUCCCUGCUGCGCAUCGGCGAUUCGCUCUCCACCCUCAGCACCUUCCGCCAGCAGCACCUCUCUGGCCUGCAAUCCACCCUUCAAAAGCUCAACCGCACGCACCAAACCCUCUCCUCGAACCACAAUCACACGCUCUCCCAGCACAACCCCACGACGCACGCCGCGGAGAUACUGAGAUUGGACACGGAGAAGUUCAAGAUCGCGAAGCAGGCGAGUGAUUUGGAGAUGGAGGGCGAGAGGCUGGAGGGAGAGUUGGGACGAUUGGGCGGUGUUUUGAGUGAGUUGGAGGCUGAGGGCGUCGAGGGCGGGGAGAGGGAGAGAGGGCCAGAGGAGGAUGCUACCGUGCUCAAGCUCAAGGUAUACCGCACACUUGGCAUCGACGUCGAAGCCGAUCCGACAACCGGCCAGUACAACAAAGCGGUGGUUCGAAACGCAGCAAAGGGCGACGUGCACGUUGUAAACAUCGACCCCAAGUUCUCGCGGCAAUUCUACACAAACUAUUUCUGGAGGACCAUGUAAGCGCCGCAGUCGGGAUGGCGGGAUGAAGGUGAAUCGAUGGUGGCGCUUCGGCGGUGGCAUUUUGAGAGUGACGACAAGAUGGAAACGCGUAUGUACGACAGCUGGGCGUCAGAGUUGAGCGACGAUACCUCUUUUCAUGUUUCGGCGUUUGGAUAAUGCUUUGAGGAUGCCAACGUUAUAUAUGGUGUUCAAAAGGACCUGAGAGAGUCCCAAGCGGAAGAUGUCAUAGAGCCUGAAAGCCUUCGACCACUCUGCAACAUGGACUUCAUUCCGCAUUCAUAAUACAUUACGAAUGAGCUACUUGAGCUACUAUCA
Trematosphaeria pertusa is the source of this 1010-nucleotide messenger RNA. RefSeq names its product kinetochore protein-like protein spc24. Lineage: Eukaryota; Fungi; Ascomycota; Dothideomycetes; Pleosporales; Trematosphaeriaceae. The transcript has 2 exons. The record is from RefSeq and is a predicted model, not a curated record. The coding region runs from base 102 to 695 and encodes 197 amino acids.